This is a messenger RNA of Emys orbicularis (European pond turtle), 573 nucleotides long. RefSeq names its product cerebral dopamine neurotrophic factor (gene CDNF). Gene Ontology annotation, biological process: neuron projection development; dopaminergic neuron differentiation. Bases 1 to 573 code for a protein of 190 amino acids. Lineage: Eukaryota; Metazoa; Chordata; Testudines; Emydidae. The record is from RefSeq and is a predicted model, not a curated record. Gene Ontology annotation, cellular component: endoplasmic reticulum. The transcript is spliced from 4 exons.
AUGCAGCGGCAGCCCGCACGCGCUGUGCGCACCCCCUGUGCAGGUCUGGCCCUAGCCCUCCUGUGCACGGGCCCCUGGCUCGCUGCCGCCCUUGCCCCGUGGGGACAUGAAGCUCAGUGCGAAGUGUGUAAAGGAUUUUUGGACAGUUUUUACAACUCAUUAAAAGAAAAACAUUCUGACUUCACCGUGGCCACCAUAGAGAAAGAACUGGUUAACAGCUGCCUGGAUACAAAAGGAAAAGAACACCGCUUGUGCUAUUACAUUGGGGCAACAAGCGAUGCAGCCACGAAGAUCAUCAGCGCCGUCAGCCGCCCAAUGAGUGCUCAUGUGCCUGUGUCGAAGAUAUGCGAGAAACUGAAGAAGAAUGACAUUCAGAUCUGUGAGCUCAAAUAUGAAAGGAAACUGGACUUAAACUCGGUGGAUCUCUCCAAGAUGAGAGUGGCUGAACUGAGGAAGAUCCUGGAUAGCUGGGGAGAAGUGUGCAGAGCAUGCAUAGAGAAAACAGACUUUGUGAACUUGAUUAAGGAGCUGGCACCUAAGUAUACGCUUACAAACCCCAAAUCAGACCUUUGA